Molecule: messenger RNA, 2505 nt
Organism: Leishmania braziliensis MHOM/BR/75/M2904
Lineage: Eukaryota; Euglenozoa; Kinetoplastea; Trypanosomatida; Trypanosomatidae
Exons: 1
Coding region: 1-2505 (834 amino acids)
Molecular function (GO): protein binding
Source: RefSeq, a predicted model, not a curated record
AUGCAAAACUGGUACGAAUUUGGCUACAACGGAUUUCCGUCUGGCGAGCAACGUCGCCGCUUCUAUCGCCAGCGCGAUGACCCAUGCGACAGCGAGGAGGAGCGCGACUACGACGACAAAACAAAUGACCGUCCCAUCUUUUACUACCCACUUCGGGAGAGUGAAGACGGAGUCCGGUCUUCUUCAGUUUCGCUGUUACCGUCAACCUCAUCGGACGAGGAUGAUAAAGCUGGGCGUAGGACGGGUGACGAAGUGCCACAGAUGCGACUAAAAGGUACUUACACUUCUCAGCGCUCAAGGCGCGCUCGGCAGGCGCCGCACGAGGAUUCGUCUUUGCGCUGCCUGCUGCACACUACCUUGUACGAGGACAUGCCCGCGUGGUACGGAUCCAGCAGCGUUACUCUAGCCUCCAGCUAUUCGCCACACGAGAUGUACACUCUCCAGUACGGCGGCGCCCCAUGUGCUUCUCCCUUCGCUGUAUCGAACCAGUUCAGUUUGUGGCGUUGGCGCUUGGCGCCAGUGCCGGCCGCUUCCACGCCGCAGAACGAGGCUGCAGGAAACAUCCACUGUCUGCGCCUCAUAGAUGAUCCGUCACUGCGGUCGUGCCUGCAGUGGAGCGCCCUGCACCCAGCGUUGCGUCUUGGUCACACCUCGACGCUGCAGGCACCUCCUCGAAUCGGGCACUGUGUCGUGCCUCUGGCAUCCCUUGACGCGUUAGUGCUGCAGCACUUUCUCUCUGACCACAGCCACGGCGCGCACGCGACAGAGGCGAGUCGCCUUGGCACCACAGCAGGUCGCUUCGGCAAAAAGGCUCUUGAUAGCAUACCCGUACUUCUCACAGGCAACAAUGUGGACCUUUACGUCUCUCUCGUCAUCGGCGGGGCAUCGCAUCUGGUGGAUAUGUCCAAUAGCAGUGGUGCGGGGAGUCGUCACAGCAGCAGUGGUGUUCGCGGGCCAAUGCCGGAGGGCGACAGCAAUGCUUUUAGAGGACCAAACCUUGACCGUGUGUCGAUUGACGGAUCACACAUCCUUUCCCACCCCGCGCUGUGCCUUACCCUAAUUGCUCACUCCGUUGCUCAGCCACGCCAGCACACCAUUUACUUUCCACUUGAUGGACCGUCCGUGUCUGUUCUGUCUUCCAGGGCGUUCGCCACGCUCACCCCGUGGCCUGACGCCAAUAGCGAGGAGUUGGCCCACCACUCCUUUGCGUACAUUGGCGGGACUGAAAACGGCCGCGAUCCGCUCUCCUACCUUGAGGUGGAGCUGUUCCAGCUGAAUCUCGACACAUGGGUGUGGAGCAGCAAUCUGAUUUCCACGUACGGUGUGAAGCCGCCUCCACGUUUCGGACACUCCGUCACGAUGGUGAAAGAAGAUGCGUGCUUGCUCAUGCUUGGCGGCGUCGGGGCUGGCCGUACGUACCUGAACGACCUUCACGUACUGGAUCUCAAAACCCGGGUCUGGCGAGAGGUGUUCAUCCCGUUCGGCGUCGACGUACCGCGUCGCGCCUUCUUCACGGCAGCAAUUUUGGCAUUGCCCGACACCCCUCUGCAAGGCAGAAGCGGCGGCGCGCACACCGCUUUUGACGACGCCGAUCACACCACGUUCUCGCAACGCGCGGCAGCAGCUGUAGCUCGCCAGUUGACCUUUGCGUCACACUUGGGGCAGGGUACUUCACCACCACCCUUUCUUACGCAGCAAGGCGCUAGCAGCGGAGACGAAGGCGAGGGAGACGACGACAUCUGGCCUGCGAGGGUCACGGGUGCACGGUCAAGAGGUGUGCUGGUAGUUUUAGGUGGUGAAUGUGAGGGGAAGCCGGUAACCUCUGCGUGGGCUUGUUUCUUGCGCAACGGCAACUGGCGUCGCCUUUCUUUCCCUCUCCGCACGCAGCCUCACUUCUCGCAUGUGGCGCGCUCUGCUGUGCUGGCCGAGGCGGAUGCGGAGCGCGCGAGUCGUCUCUUGUCACGAACUGACUUCCGCACAGCGCUCCAAGCACUGAUGGAGCGAGUGGUUCACCCUAGCUCGAUCACCACUUUUGAUUCUCUUGCCUACUCAGAUUUGGCACAGGAACCCUACAUGGCCGUGUGCCAUGGUUCUCUGGCGCAGGCGGUGCUGCUUCCAUCAGACACUGGAGUUGCCCAGCGCCUCGUUCUGAAUGGAGGCUCGCAGGGACCUCCAGUGAGCGUGAUGUCGGAGAUGAGCUUCAUGGGGACGAGUUUGAAGGACGAUGUUUCACUGUGGCUGCUGACGGCACAGCAGCAAGGCUCACUGGCGUCUGCGUUCUGCAAACGUGUCCAACACUUGCAUAUCCUCUUCUUUAACAAGAACGCGGGGCUGUCGCGCGCAGCGCAAUCAAUUCUGCAGUCUGGAGAAGGUAAGGCAGCACAGCCCGGCUCUCUUUCUGCAGAGAACGUGCGCUUCAAUCGCUUUUUGAGUAGUUGUGUGCUGGACGGGCAGCUGAUGGAGUGGACGCGACUGGCCCGGAAGCGCCUGCGUGAGGAGUUAUGA